Clunio marinus is the source of this 1869-nucleotide messenger RNA. NCBI's taxonomy places the organism in Eukaryota, Metazoa, Arthropoda, Insecta, Diptera, Chironomidae. The record is from the annotation of a GenBank genome assembly.
AUGCCGAAGUGUAAGGAGAAUAUUACUGCAAAGAAAAGACCGGGAGUUAGCUGUGUAUCGUGUAAGAAAGUUUACCAUCACAACUGUGCGAGUCUAUCUACAGAGUGCAUCAAACAUAUCAGCACAGAUCAGCUGUCGUGGUCCUGCAAAAAGUGCAACAAUCCAAGCAGAAGAUCUUCAGUUUUUCCCAGUGGUGCAAUAACAGAUUCAAGCAGUUCCAGCUCUUCUUCACCAACUACAAACAACACUAUUGAAAGAUUGAUCAAAGAGUUUGAGGAUUUUAAAAUUCUGACUGAUAAUCGAAUCAAAGCAUUGGAAGAUUUACUGACUGAAAAAGAUAAACAAUUAUCAACUUUAGCAUCAUCAGUUCAUAAAAACGAAUCAAAAACAAGCGAAUUGGACAAAGUUCUCAGCGAAGAUAAGUUAGAAAUUCAAGGUAUUCCUGAGGCAUCACUCGAUAAUCCGAUCGAAGCAUUUAAUUCUGUUGCUAGCGCCAUCGAGUCUCCAACUAGAGCUUCUGAAGUUGAUUGUUUUAUAUCAAGUUGUGGAACAAAACCAACUUUAAGAAUAAAAUUUCAUCAGACACAAACUCGUUCUUCCUUUCUUUCUGCUGGUGGAGUUUGUAUUGCUGUCAUAAAAUCACAAGCUUAUGCAGUUAUUCAUCAAAUUGAGUGGCAGACAAAGGAAGUGGAAGAUCUGUGGAUAACAAUAAAGCCACAUAGGAUGAAUGAGAAAACUUUACACAUUAACAUUGUUUACAUACCGGGAGAAACACACAACAAUCAUUUUGAGACUUUCACAAAACAAAUUACAAAUAAGAAGCUUGAAAACCCUGAUGAUAACUUCCUUAUUCUUGGUGAUUAUAAUGUUCCUUCUAUGUACUCCAACAACACUCUGUGCACAUCAACGAAAGCUUCAAUGUUACAAGAGUUUAUGGAUCUCACAAAUCUUGAACAGUUUAACUUUAUACGUGGAAAGCAUUCAAGCAACAAUAUUUUGGACUUGGUAUUUUCUGAUCUUCCAGUUAAAGUCGAAGAAUGUGAUGAACCUUUAAGCAGAACUGAUAUUUUUCAUCCUCCAAUAGUUGGUACACUCUCCUUAAAGUUACCUAAAGCUGCGAAAAAGGUGUCUUCUUAUCGAAACUACAAACGAGUUAAUUGGAACGACUUGAAUAAUGAUCUUCGAGUAAUAAAUUGGCCUCAUGCAUUCGCUGGUUUUGUGAAUGUUGACGAGCUUGUGGAUCGUUUCUAUAAAACUUUGUUUGACAUUCUAGAUAAACAUUGUCCGGAAGUGAAAUCAAAAGCCAAGAAUAAUCCAAGCUGGUUGUCCAAAAACACUGUUAAACUGAUCAAAUUUAAGAGAAGGUUUCACAGCAAAUGGAAAAGAUCAAACAACAUAACCGACUAUAACGAGUACAGUAAAUAUCGAAAAAUGGCAAAGGAAGAAGCAUCAAAAGAUUUCAAAGUUUUUAAUCAAGAAGCUGAACAAAAUAUUAAAGAAAAUCCAAAAGCUUUUUGGAAAUUUGUUAAUGAAAAGAAGACAAAUGGUGCUGGAGUUGCUGAGUAUCUGAAAUUGGACGACAAAGUAGCAUACAACAAGCAAGACGCUGCUAAUUUAUUCGCAUCUCACUUCAGCAGUGUGUAUGAAAUGGAUGAUGAUCCAAGUGAUCCCCAUGAACGUCCAUGUGAUGAGAAUGACGCAAAUCAUGACGCACAUUUCGUCAUCAUCUCCAAUUUAAUCGACAACAGCCAACAAGAAGCAACGAAAUUUUCAGAACUGCAGCAAGCAAAACAGACGUCGGAAAGUUUUCCAUUUUCAAUAGACUCAUGGCAAGAUACAAUCAAAUCUUCGAUGACAUCAAUUUCCUGA